Salvelinus namaycush (lake trout) is the source of this 1218-nucleotide messenger RNA. Its product is annotated as cAMP-dependent protein kinase type II-beta regulatory subunit-like. Gene Ontology annotation, molecular function: cAMP-dependent protein kinase regulator activity. NCBI's taxonomy places the organism in Eukaryota, Metazoa, Chordata, Actinopteri, Salmoniformes, Salmonidae. The record is from RefSeq and is a predicted model, not a curated record. The transcript has 11 exons. Gene Ontology annotation, biological process: regulation of protein phosphorylation. Gene Ontology annotation, cellular component: cAMP-dependent protein kinase complex. The coding region runs from base 1 to 1218 and encodes 405 amino acids.
AUGAGUAUAGAAAUUCCUGAAGGAUUGACGGAGCUGUUGCAGAGCUUUACCGUGGAGGUGCUGAGGAAUCAGCCGGGAGAUUUGCUCGAGUUCGCUUUGCAGUAUUUCACCCAACUGAAGAACAGUGAAAUCAGAGGAGCCGCGUUUGGCAAUGACCAAAAUUCGGCCACGAGACCCAGUGGGAAAGCGGUCAAUUUCAUUGAGGAAGCCAUGCAGAUUGAUUCUGAAAAUGGAGAGGAGGAGAGUGACGACGAGGAAUUCACAGCUCCUGUGAUGAGUCGAUUUAUUAGAAGAGCAUCAGUGUGUGGCGAGGCAUUCAACCCUGAUGAAGACGAGGAGGACAAAGAGCAGAGGGUUGCCCACCCUAAAACAGACAAGCAGAGGCAAAGACUACAGGAGGCCUGCAGAGAUAUCCUCCUGUUUAAAAACCUGGACCCGGAACAAUUUUCGCAAGUACUUGACGCCAUGUUUGAGAAGUUCUUUGCGGUAGGAGAGCACAUCAUAGAUCAAGAUGACGAUGGGGAUAACUUCUACGUUAUAGAAAGAGGGAUAUUUGAUAUCUGCAUGAGGGUUGAUGGCAUUGAGAAGACUGUGGGAGCCUAUGAUAACCGGGGGAGCUUUGGAGAGCUGGCCCUGAUGUACAACACCCCCAGGGCGGCUACCAUCAUAGCCACCUCGCCUGGAGCUCUCUGGUGCCUGGAUCGUCUGACUUUCAGGAGGAUCAUUGUAAAGAACAACGCGUUGAAGAGGAGACUUUAUGAGGAGUUCAUUGAAUCUCUUCCAUUCCUUACGUCACUAGAGCUUUCAGAGAGAAUGAAAGUAGUGGACGUGCUGUCUUCUAAACCAUUCAGCGAUGAAGAACAGAUCAUCUCUCAGGGUGAUCUAGCAGAUUGUUUUUAUAUAGUUGAAUCUGGUCAAGUUAGAAUCACCAUGAAAAGAAGCAGGACGAAAAAAGACCAAGAGGAUGAGGAGGUCGAUAUAGCCACGUGCUCAAGAGGGCAGUACUUUGGAGAACUGGCUUUGGUCACGAACAAACCCAGAGCUGCUUCAGCUUAUGCUGUGGGAAGUGUUAAAUGUUUAGUUAUGGACGUCCAGGCAUUUGAGAGGUUGCUGGGCCCCUGCAUGGACAUCAUGAAGAGAAACAUUGCAAAUUACGAAGAGCAGCUGGUCACGUUGUUUGGAAAUAGCACCACUGACAUUGAGGGAAAAAACCUAUGA